AGAUCAAAUGCCAGUUCGGUAUUAUUUAUUUUUGUGUUUUAUUUUCAUCAGUGCAUAAUGUUUUUAUUUAUUCAUCACUUUGUUCCAACAAUUUCUAUUUAAAAUUACGAUAUUGUGGUUGUUUUCGUACUUAUAAUAUCUACGAUGGCGUAUCGAAUACUAGCCUGGUUCAGUUUAAUUUCUGUAAUUACUAUAGCCUUACUAGGGUUUGGGUUGUACUUAGCUCUGCUAACGUUUUUAAUAUCAUUUAUAGCUGGAGUUCUUACAAUCUUACAUUUGAACUUUGAUAGUAGGAAGAUAUUUUCUUCAGAUAUAGAUUGUUUGGAUGAUCCUCUUCAGCUAACAAACUAUUCUAUUCAAUCUCCAAAGAUCCUGCAGUUAUUUCAAAAUAAUAAACCAUGGCCAAAAUUUGAUAACAGAAUUACGGGAAGUGAGACUGUUGACUCAUUUCUUAACGAAAUAAUCACAAUAAUAAUUAAUGACUAUGUGACACCAUGGUAUGAAGUUCUAACUGAUGAUCAAGAGUUCACAGAUCAUGCAAUUAAACAAACAGUAGUAAUUACAAGUGCUAAUGUUACAAAUAGAAUAAAACUUGUUGACUGGAUAUACUUAUUAUCAACAAAGUUUCCAGAAGAAUUAACAACUCAUUUAAAGUUAUUUAAACAAUCAAGGGUCAAAUUGAAACAUAUACAAUUACUUAGUGCCAAAGAAGUUGCCAAUGGGUCUUCAAAAUUGAGCCCAAAAAAACAAGACGAAAGAAAAGCUCACAGGAGAAAUAAAAGUGAUACAGAUUUGUCCUGGGCCCCAGAUUCACAAACAUUUGGAAAAUCAAAAUUCUAUGGGAGUUCAGAAAACAUAGGUAGCACUAAUUUGAAAGAUAUAUUUUUUGACUUGGAGUGUGCAAUGGAGAAUAAGCUGCUUUGCAGGGACACCUUCUGCUUGGAUCCUGAGAAAGAGUAUUCAUUUCUAUGUGAAGUAUCAGAAGCACUACUAUAUUUGGUUGCUCCAGAAGAAGUCUGGAAAUGCCACGCCUUAAAACUGAUUAUAAUAGAGCUGCUUUCAUCAAUUGUGCUGAAACCUAUAUUCAACAUGUUGAGCGAUCCUGACAAUAUCAACAGAGCGAUUAUAAGAACUUGUUGCCGCGACUCGCUGUUGCCGUCAGAGUUGUUUCUCUUAGUUGUAAGGACAUGCGCGGACGCAGAAGAACUAGACGCGACGUUGGAAUUGGUUCAGAAGGAUAUACAAAAAUUGCAUUCCAAAGACAGUGCCGGUGAAUGGGAGCUCCAAGAUCGUCAAAAGCUGUCUUCGCUGCAGUACUUGGCUCGGAUCAUUCAAGCCAGAAGAGCUACCAUGGGACCACAAGAAGGUACAAACAACGCGAGCACAGAGAAGGUGUCCGAAGAAGUUCUGCGGUCUCUGAAGUUCUUACGGGCGACGGCCGCUUGGAGGUCCAACGCCCAAUAUCUUCUGGAGAUCGAGAUGAAUGAAACCGAUGUUCCUCACACCUCAAAAGCUGUAAUCGACAACCUGCGCUCGUCUGCCCUUGAGCUGUGUGACCUGUACUUGGCUCCGAACCGUCAAGUGAUGGGUCUACCUGAGAAUUGCCACUCGGAAAUGGUUCGGAAGAUCACCACCGAGGGUGAAGAGUUCACAAACAACCCCCUGACGUGCUUCGACGAUGUUCAGAAGUGUGUUUGUAAUGCAUUAGAGGAUGACCCGAUUUGGCAGGCGGAUUUCAUGUUAGAUACAGAGCAAGAUGGAGCAGACAGAAGUCAUAGUGACUUAAGAACGACAAAAGCCGAAGGCAAAAAAUAUGGAGGUGAUGUGGUAUUGCCCGUACCUGGCUCGAGGCAUAACAGAUCGCGGUCAGACAUUGUAGGCAAUUUCGCUCACAAAAUGCUCGAGAGCGUAGCAGUAGGAGCAUCAAGUUUAUCAGCUGGGCCCUCAAACAGCCUGUCAAUGUCACAAACGGAAAUAAGUGGGAGAGCCAAAAACUAUUUAUCGCCGCUCUCUGCGUACAUUAUAGAAACAGCGCUGGUCCAAGAUAAGGGAAGAACAUUCGGAAUUUACGCUAUAGCGGUGACAAGAUCCUCAGAUAAUGAAGUGUGGCAUAUUUAUAGGAGAUACAGCGAUUUUUAUGAACUGCAUUCUGCUGUUAAAGAUAAGUGGCCGGAACUCGGUAAUCUGCCGUUUCCAGCCAAAAAGACAUUUCAAAAUACAUCACGUACAGUACUGGAAAAUCGGAAACGGAUGUUGAAUAGUUAUUUGCAGCACUUGACAAGUAUCUCCAGGGAUUCACGAUACUUAGCGUUGCUGUCGCCGGCCUAUCUUGGUGGAUUUCUCAGUCCCGAAAUACAGACCGAGAGACAUGGCAACACUAUUGAUGCUCUCCUAGUGAACUCAAUCAAGGCGGGAAUGCGGACACUCAAAAGCAUGCCGGACCAGUUUGCGAAUACCGUGGAUGGAGUUAUGGAUGGUAUAUCAAAAGUGUUUCAAGGCAAAAGCGUAGAUAAUGACUACGAUUUCAAAAGAGACGUUGCAUCGGAAGGUCAAGAUGACGGAGAUGAGAGCGUACCAUUGAAGUUAUUGGAAGAAGUACUGGGGAUACGCGGCCUUUGGCUCAGGAGGCGUCUUCUGGCUCCCGUUAGGACUCUCAUAGCUGAUCGAGUCAAUAAGAAAGUUUUAGAACUGAUUGCAGCGCUUACGUCGCCGCGUAAUGUCGUGCAGUAUUUGAAAUCAUUCAAACAAUGGUUAACCAGCCGUGAUAACUCCACUACUUCAAGUAGGGACUCUGCGACCAAAGCCAGGACGAGAGUCGCAGCUAAAGUGGCGCUUCUAGCAGCAGCACCAGACGAUCUUAAACACAUAGUGGGAACGGACGCAGCGCGAAGGGGUCUCCUUACAGUUUUCGACUUGUUUCAAACGCAAGAAAUUAAUAAGCGGCUAUUAUUAGUAUUGUUAGAAGUGGCCUUGUGUAAUCUAUUCCCUGAUAACAACGUACCGGAGAUAUUUAAAAAAUUAUACUCAAAUUCGACUCGCAUUUCACUUCCUAAGAAAUCUGUUAACACAAAUACCCUAUGACGUAAUUAUAUUAAAAAAUCUAAAGUGCGUAUUUUUCGUACUUAAGUUCCGUAUGGAAUAAAUUAUUAAAGGAAGCAUAGCAGAAGAAAAUAGGAAAUGGCAGCUGAAAACCCGUUAACUUAACGAACGACUCUGACCGUAGAAACAUUGUAUACUACAAACUACUAAACGUCAUUGCUACGAGUCGUUUCUUAGAAGGACGUUUUUAUUUUUAUAGACAAAUAUAAUUAAUAGUUGCAAUUUUUUAGAUAUAAUAAUUAGAUUUUUUAUAAUUAGAAAAUUAUAUUUAUUUUAUUAAUAUUAUAUUCAGUAACGUUUAUUUAUAAUUUAGAUUAAAUUUAUUUUCAAUAUUUCAUAUUGGGCAUGUCUGAAAACGGAAUUUUCACUUCAUUUAUAAACUUAGUACUCGAGUGAUGUAAAAAAUUGUGAUAAAACAUAAUUUAACUAAAUGCUGUUUAUAGUGCGUUUAUGGAUAUUCGCUAUACACGUAAAUAGUUUAUGAAAUUGUUGCAUAUGUGAGUAAUAUUAAAUUUCAUGAGCGGUUUUUAUCUUUGUUCACGUACGUAUGUACGUAAACAUCGGGACGUAUCCGGAAUGUGUGACGCCCCUUUUUUGUAUCUUUGUGAACAUUAUAA
Molecule: messenger RNA, 3716 nt
Organism: Pieris napi
Lineage: Eukaryota; Metazoa; Arthropoda; Insecta; Lepidoptera; Pieridae
Product: sorting nexin-13-like
Exons: 23
Coding region: 145-3081 (978 amino acids)
Cellular component (GO): early endosome
Molecular function (GO): phosphatidylinositol binding
Source: RefSeq, a predicted model, not a curated record